Suillus paluster is the source of this 2973-nucleotide messenger RNA. RefSeq names its product glycoside hydrolase family 31 protein. Gene Ontology annotation, molecular function: hydrolase activity, hydrolyzing O-glycosyl compounds; carbohydrate binding. Gene Ontology annotation, biological process: carbohydrate metabolic process. Lineage: Eukaryota; Fungi; Basidiomycota; Agaricomycetes; Boletales; Suillaceae. The record is from RefSeq and is a predicted model, not a curated record. The coding region runs from base 10 to 2793 and encodes 927 amino acids. The transcript is spliced from 20 exons.
UCUUAUUCGAUGAAUGUCACGAACUGUCCAGGAUACACUCUAGGGUCGCUUGAAGAGUCUGACACUGGUCUCACUGCUCAGCUCACACUCGCUGGACCAGCAUGCAAUGCAUUUGGACUAGAUAUAUCAGCCCUCACCAUCGAAGUCACUUACCAGUCGCAGUCCACUUUACACGUCAAGAUCUAUGACACUGCCAACCAACAGUUCACGAUCCCCGAGUCGGUGAUCGAACGACCUACUGCACCAACAACAUCCUACACAAGCAGCUCUGACCUUAUGUUCAACUAUGAUGCAAUGCCAUUCGCAUUCUGGAUUACGAGACGCUCUGACCCAGGGGCAAUGCCAUUGUUUGACACGAGAACUUCGUCACUCCCACCUACUCCCAUUCCACCUUUCAAUGCAUCUGACCCAAGUACAGCAUUUGGUGGCUUCCCUCUUGUAUUCGAAGACCAAUACCUUCAGGUUACUUCCGCUCUGCCGUAUGGCACCAACAUCUAUGGAUUAGGUGAAGUCGUUGCCAGCAGUGGAUUUAGACGUGACAUUGGAACAGACGGUGGUGUCGGCACCAUUCAGACGCUUUGGAGCCUCGGAGUUUCAGAUCCCAUUGAUCAAAAUUUGUAUGGCUCCCAUCCAAUCUACAUCGAACAUAGGUAUAAUGCGACUACCGGAAAGGCCUCUUCCUCUGGCGUCCUUUUACUUAGUGCCGCGGGAUCAGAUAUCUUCCUGCAGACGCCUCCCAACUCUAAGGUAUCAUUAAUCGAGUACCGCAUGAUUGGUGGUAUCCUAGACUUUUACUUCUUCUCCGGCCCGACGGAUGCAGAAGUCAUUUCCCAGUACGGUUCAGUCAUAGGGUACCCUAUGUGGCAGCCAGCGUGGGGAUUCGGGUUCCACCUUUGCAGAUGGGGGUACCACAAUAUUAGCGACGACAGAGAAAACGUCGCGCAGAUGCGUGCAGCGGGUAUCCCCCUGGAAGUUCAAUGGAACGAUAUUGACUUAUACCACGCUUACCGUGACUUCACUACUGAUCCAGUGAGUUUUCCUGGAGAUGAACUUCGUGAGUUCAUCCAAGAGUUGGCCACAAAUCAUCAACAUUAUAUCCCUAUUGUCGACGCCGCUAUCGCUGUCACAAGGAAUUCAACUGACGUCUACGACCCUUUCACACGGGGAGUUGAAGAAGACGUGUGGAUCAAGAAUCCAGAUGGGUCUCUAUACAUCGCCGAAGUCUGGCCUGGGUACACUGUUUUCCCAGACUGGUUCAGUGAAAAUAUGCUCUCUGUAUGGACUGACAGUCUCAAAAACUGGACAGAGAUGGGUGUCGAAUUCUCUGGUAUUUGGCUCGACAUGAACGAACCAAGCACAUUCUGUAGCUACUCUUGUGGGACUGGCGCGAACUUCUCUUCCGUUGGCCCCCUGACCGAUGUCAGCUCUGUCGUUGUCGGAUAUCCUGAAUGUUACAACGAGACGCUCUGGGGACCAAGCGGGAACAUGACUAUCAACGGAACAUCUACAUAUUCAUGUGGAACAAGCUCGAGCAGUGUGACGGCGAUAGAAAGACGGGGUGUUGGUACAGGUAGCGAGCAAAGCGUCAAUCUCAGCAGCCCACCAUACGCCAUCCAUAAUGCGGCCGGAUCCCUUAACCAACACUCCUUGGCGACCAAUGCAACACAUUACGGCAGCUACGCGGAGCUCGACGUGCACAACAUGUUUGGAUUCAUGGAGGCAAAGACGACCAACCUUGCUGUCCAAUCGAUUCUGCCCGGAAAGCGUCCGUUCUUGAUCGGCAGAUCGACCUUCCCCUCUGCUGGAAAAUGGACCGGUCAUUGGCUUGGUGACAACUACAGCAAAUGGCAAUACAUGUACUUCAACAUUCAGGGCGUCCUACAAUUCCAGAUCUACCAGAUUCCGAUGGUCGGCGCUGACACGUGUGGCUUCAAUGACAACACCGACGAGGAAUUGUGCAACCGUUGGAUGCAGCUCUCGGCAUUCAUGCCUUUCUAUAGGAAUCACAACACCAACGGUGCUCUUCCUCAAGAGCCUUAUCGCUGGCCAAGUGUAGCAAAUGCAUCCCGCAUCGCCAUCGCUGCGAGGUAUGCCCUACUGCCGUACUGGUAUACACUCUUUGCUAACGCAUCGAUGGCUGGUCUUCCGCCUAUCAGAGCGUUGUUUUACGAGUUCCCUGACGAGCCUGAGCUCUUUACCGUGGACAAGCAAUGGCUCGUUGGAAGCGACAUCCUCGUGACUCCAGUACUGAUUCCAGGAGCUACGACCGUUGAGGGUAUCUUCCCCGGCCGCGGUAGCGUAAUCUGGCGCGACUGGUACACUCACGCCGUCGUCGACGCUACGUCUGGAGGAAACACGACACUAGACGCUGACAUCAGCCACAUCAAUGUUCACAUUCGCGACAACUCCGCUUUGCUGUUGCACCAAGAGCCCGGGUACACGAUCUACGAGACUCGUGAAGGCCCUUAUGCGCUCCUCGUGUCCCUCAACACAGCAGGCACGGCAUUUGGCACUGCCUAUGUGGACGAUGGGAUCAGUUUCCCGCCUGGGCCGAGUCGGGGCCUUACAUUCCAGGCUGCUGAAGGCACGCUGGAGAUUGAGAGCCAGGGAGAAUAUACGAUUAAGCAGAAGCUGAAGACGAUUACUGUGCUUGGCGUGCAGAAGCCUACACAAGUCACAUUGCAAGGAUCACCGGUUGGGGGUUGGACUUAUAAGGAGGCAACUGAAGAGCUAAUGGUGUCGAACGUGACCAUCGACCUUAACGGACAGCUUACUACUUUAGCAUGGAAGUAGUUUUCUGGCGUGUUUUUCCUGACUCCCAGACAAGUCGUGCAGGCGCAUGAUUGCACACAUUUACUACACAAUAGUCCACCAAACAAAUGCCACUCGCCAUUCAGUACAGAUGUAAGGCGACGUAAAGUUCCUGCAAAUUUGGAUGCCGGAAGCCAAGAUGAAAGUGAACUUUUAGCGUGC